AUGAAACGACGGGAACCAUCAUGGAUUCCACUUGUACUCAUACUCACCACAAGUUGUACGAUAUUAGUUUGUAUAAUCUGUCGAACAAACGACGAAUACUCAGCAUAUCGCCAAAGUGAUACUAUUGUGAAGAAGUUUACUAUGGAAACAAUUUGUCGGAUUGAUCAGAUUGUUUUGCACCGUGAAAAAUACAAACAAUCAUCGAUGAUUAUUCUCAAUAGCACUUUUCUUAUUUCAUUCGAAGUCAUUUCAAAUGGCAAUAGUACAAGAGUACAAGCUGAACAUUGGGCAGUACCUGUACCUUUUAAACCAGAUCUUAUAAAUAGCACCUAUCGAUGUUUUAUUGAUCCACUUGAUACUCAACAACAACCACUGAUAGAAAUACCAGAUAUUGUAUCUAUUCGUCAUGAUUUUAUUUGGUAUACAUUAAUACCUAAUUUGACAUUUAUUGUGUUAUUGACCAUAAUACUUUUACUUGUUAUCAUUCUAUUUUUGAUGUAUCCUCCACGACGUUGGUUUAGACGCGCACGACAAAAACAGCCUGAAACAACAAAAGCAUAA
Adineta steineri is the source of this 561-nucleotide messenger RNA. The record is from the annotation of a GenBank genome assembly. NCBI's taxonomy places the organism in Eukaryota, Metazoa, Rotifera, Eurotatoria, Adinetida, Adinetidae.